AUGAGCACCUCGGGUCCUCUGAAAAAGAAAAGCUACAUGGGACAGCACCAGAUCAAAAAGAAAAUAAGUUUCCAGACGAGCGAUGCGCCACCAGACGGAGACGGGCUGUUGCACAAACCCUGCGACCUGUCAGACAAAACAAGCAAAUCAGACAACUUUUUUAAAGACAGCCGCAUGGGUGGAGGAGCUGUGUCUCUACUGGGGGAAUCCACUUUCGCUCUUGAUGAAGAGAUGCUGCAGGUGCUGGACGCUGUCAACCCUGUAAAGCCCGCAAUUAACAAGGCUUGUUCAACAGCAGUAAACAGGCUUGCUCGGGAGGAGCCAUCAGCAUCAGCUGCUUCUGCGGCUUCACGACCUCCUGCAUCAAUGGUACACAAUAAAAAAAAGAGUGACUUGGCGAAGAUCAGAGAAGAGGCGCCUGUUCAACCCACAGACCGAGGAACCAGUGGAGCCUCUAGCCCUCAGGAGGGAGUCUGUGAGCAGGGUGAGGAUGGUAAGAGACUGGGAUGGCGAGCUGACUGCAAAGACCUCGCUAAGAAGCUUCUCUUCAGUGAGGACUCUGAAGAAGUGGAGCAUGCUCAGAAGGGUCCAGAAAACAACCUUUCAAAACCUGCUUCUUCCUGUGUCAACAAUCUACCUUGUAAAGAAAUACAGAAGAGUCAGCAGGCAAGCAGUUCCAGCAAGCAGGGGCUUAUACCCAGAAGGAAGCACUCUCCUCCCAGCAAAGACAAAAGUGUGUCACGUAGUAAUGCUGAUCCAUCUCUGGAUAUAUCGAGGGACUACAUCUUGUUCAGCCCCACUCGUCUGGCAGCAGCAAUGAAGAAGGCCAAACUCCAGCGGUCAUUACAGAAUCAGUCUGCCUCUGUCCUCACAGUCCCCAGUGGCUUAGAGCUCAGCACUCUUAGCGACACGCUACUUCAGCCAGGCAUUGCUUUGUGUGCUCCUGCGGAACAAGCUGAAAAGCUGCUGUUAUCCAGCUGGGGCUUACCGAAACCUGUCCUGGAGCGCUACCAGAAACACGGAGUGACUCAGAUGUUUGAGUGGCAGGCUCAGUGCCUCACUGUUGGACAGGUGCUGCAGGGAGGUAACCUGGUAUACUCUGCACCCACCAGCGCUGGGAAAACACUCGUGUCAGAGCUGCUGAUGUUGAAACGGGUUUUGGAGACCAAAAGAAAAGCUCUCUUUAUUUUGCCAUUUGUCUCUGUGGCCAAAGAGAAGAUGCACUACCUUCAGACAGUAUUUGAAGAGGCAGGAGUACGCGUGGAGGGAUAUAUGGGCAGCACAUCGGCUGCUGGAGGCUUCACUGCACUGGAUGUGGCUGUUUGCACCAUAGAAAAAGCCAACUCUCUGAUUAAUAGACUCAUUGAAGAGGAUAGAAUGGAUCUUCUAGGUAUGGUGGUCGUCGAUGAGUUACAUAUGGUUGGAGAUUCUGGAAGAGGAUACCUGCUAGAGUUGCUCUUAACCAAAAUCCGCUACAUUGCACAGCGGCAGAACACCACAGGGUCUCUCUCUGACGGUGUACAGAUAAUAGGUAUGAGCGCCACUUUGCCAAACCUCUCCCUCCUGGCUAAAUGGUUAGCUGCAGAGCUUUACCAGACAGACUACAGACCUGUGCCCCUGAAGGAGCAUGUCAAGGUGGGCUGCGACAUCUAUGACAAGAGCCUCACUGUGAUCCGGCAGUUCACCCCUGCUCUCCACGUUAAGGGUGAUGAUGACCACAUAGUGAGCUUGUGCUAUGAAACGGUGAGAGAGGGCCACUCUGUGCUGCUGUUCUGCCCUUCAAAGAACUGGUGUGAGAAGCUGGCAGACAGCAUUGCUAGAGAGUUCUAUAACCUCAGGCAUGCUGGUGAAGCUGAGCCUCAGCCAGUGUGUCUGGACCGAGACGGACUAGUGGAUGUAACAGCCCAACUGAGACGCACUCCGGCUGGCUUAGACCCCAUCCUGCAGCGCACUGUGCCAUGGGGAGUGGCUUUUCAUCACGCUGGUUUGACAUUUGAUGAGCGUGACGUGUUGGAGGGAGCUUUUCGUCAGGGCACGGUCCGAGUCCUGGCUGCCACGUCCACCCUUUCCUCAGGGGUUAAUCUGCCAGCUCGCAGGGUUAUCAUUAGAACGCCUACUUUCAAUGGGCACUUGUUGGACCCGCUCACAUACAAACAGAUGGCCGGGCGAGCAGGGAGGAAAGGGGUGGACACUACAGGUGAAAGUGUGCUGGUGUGUAAGCAGGCAGAGCAUCAGAAAGGUAUCAGCCUCCUUAAAGGUGCUCUUCAGCCAAUCAGCAGCUGCCUUGUGAGAAGAGAAGGAGAAGGUGUUACCACCAGCAUGCUGAGGGCCAUCCUGGAGAUCAUUGUUGGAGGCGUAGCCUGCACUCCACAGGAUGUGAGAUUGUAUGCUUCGUGCUCACUUCUGGCUGCCAGCAUGAAACGUGAAAGCAAAAAAGAAUCAAAUGAGGAGACCAACAAAGGAGCUAUUGAGGCCUGUGUUGAAUGGCUGAUGGAGAAUGAAUUCAUUAGUAUCCAGAAAGAGGGACAUGAUGAGCGCUACUGUCCAACCCAGCUCGGUGCUGCCACCCUUUCUUCCUCCCUCUCACCUCCAGAGGCUCUGGGAAUAUUUGCUGAUCUCCAGCGGGCCAUGAAGGGCUUUGUACUUGAAAAUGAUUUGCACAUCCUAUAUCUGAUCACGCCGCUCUACGCCGAGUGGACCACCAUAGAUUGGUAUCAGUUCUUCUGUUUGUGGGAGCAGCUGUCGUCAUCGAUGAAGAGAGUAGCAGAGCUGGUUGGCGUCCAGGAAGGCUUUCUUGCACGAUCUGUCAGCGGCAAACUUGUUGCCAAGACAGAAAAGCAGCAUAGACAGAUGGCUAUUCAUAAAAGGUUUUUCACUACUCUUGUACUGCAGGAUCUGGUGAAUGAGGUCCCUUUGGGAACUGUUGCAUCUAAAUACAACUGCAAUCGUGGGCAGUUACAGUCUCUCCAGCAAUCUGCAUCCACAUAUGCAGGUAUGGUAACUGUGUUCUGCAAGCGUCUGGGAUGGCACAACAUGGAGCUGCUGCUGUCUCAGUACCAGACCAGACUCAGCUUUGGAGUCCAGAGGGAGCUGGUCGAUCUGGUCAGGGUUUCUCUUCUGAAUGCAACACGAGCCAGAGCGCUGUAUGCCCAAGGCCUCUGUACUGUUGCAGAACUAGCCCGUGCUACUGUAGCUGACGUGGAGAAAGCCUUGCGGAAUGCAGUCCCGUUUAAGAGCUCUAAGCGUGCGGUGGAUGAGAGUGAGAUGGAGGCAGCUGAGAGACGAAGCCUCCGCUGCGUCUGGGUCAUCGGUGGACGAGCUCUGACAGAACAGGAAGCAGCGGAAGAAAUAGUUUCUGAGGCAAGGCUCCUUCUUCAAGAAGACCUGGCCCAGUUAGGAGUUCAGUGGGACCCGACAACGCUUCCUGCUGGUGCUCCUGCUGUAAACAGCCCUGAUGACGCUCACAGCAGGGACUCGGACACAUCAUCUGACUCACAUCUCAGCUCACAUGAGACACAGACAGACAGCGCUGAAGAGGAUCAAAAGCGAAAGCAGAUCAAGAGGAGAGUUACUGAGAAAAAUAGAGAGGAGAGGAAGGAAAUUGUUCAAAUUGAGAAAAGGUUGGCUGAAGGGACAAGAAAAGGUGGGCAAGAAGGAGAAGCCAGAAGAGAGCAGUGGAACUGCAAACCUGAAGUGAGGGAAUUAAAGAGAAUAUUGGAGGAGCCUAGAAAGAAAGACAGGGCUGCAUCAGAAAUCAGACAAACAACCAAUGAAGUUCCAGUGGAAAGAAGUGAAGAAACAAUAAAAACAGGGGCAAAUACAUUAAAGGCAAAUAUAACAGAAAAUCCAGAUAAGGUGAAAAAAAGAAAACAGAAGAACAUAGGGUCAGUACAAGAAGGAGAAGAGUGCAAAAAAGCAACACCAAAAGAAAGAGAGACAAGUAAAGGGUCUGUCUCAAUCAGACCAGAGAAUCAUCAAACCAUUUGUCUUGUUCCUGAAAGGAGUCUAACACAGGAGUUGUCUGAGAUUGUAGCCAGCCCCCUGUCUCAACUGUUGCCACAGCCAGAGCCCUUAUGUUCUCCAAUGCUGCUCCCACGCUUUAGAGCCCCAAUAUCCCGGCAAGAACAACAACAAAGUGUUUCAACAAGGACAGCAAAAGGAAACUGCACCACAGGGCUUACUGCCUCACCUGUGCAGUCAGGUAUACUGAAGCAUUCAAAAGCAUUAAGCAAGGUCCUCCAGUCCAUACAAACUGACAAAAGCCUACAAGAUAAUGUAGAGACUGCACAGGCAUCACACUCAAAACCCACAAUGGAUUCUUCAGUCCAAAACUCAGUGCCUUCAGGUACCGCUACAGCUGUUCCUGCUCCUGUUGAAGAAACACUUCCUAGUGUUUCUGCACCUACAAAUGCUGAUGUGUUAGACUCUCCUUUGUCUGUCUCUCCUGAGGCCAAGCGAAGAAAGAUAGAUGGCAAAGAAGCAGAUAAGUUUUCAUCUCCUGAACUCUACGCAGCAGACAAGACAAAUGAAGAGGCUGAAGGAGAUGUUAAAAUGGGAGAGGAGAGUUUUGGUGACAGCUUUGAACUGGACACUCAGACAGAAAGAAUCAUUGUUCAACAGACAGACCAACACAGAGAAGACAAUGGCAGACGUAUGGAUGAGUUGGUAGAAACUCAAAAGACAAGAGAAGAGGAAAUGGUAGAAACAGCAGUCGAGCAUGCUGAGAACAAAGAUGAGAGAAGAAAUGAGCUUGAAGGGCCUAAUAAAGCAUCUCCCAGAUUCAAUAUUUCUCUCACAGAUAGCCAGAUGGAACUCAUCCUUAACACCAGCCACCAGAUUUCCGUUGGUCCAGGUGGUGGCCUUAACGCAGAUAACAAUGAAGGUGCACGAGAUGAUCAGAGCCCUGAUGCUAAUCAGGCUGCUUCUGAGAAUUUUAACAAAAGCAGCAGCUUCCUGUUCGACAGCCUGUAUGACAGUCCCCUCCUGGCAGGUCUGAGUCCUGACCAAUCAGACGAAGACGAAUCUAUCAGCCAGGAGGUCAGAGACAAGUGUCCUCCUCCAUCCACCCAGGACAGACGACGCAGCGAGCUUCUAGCCAACCAGGAGGCAGAAAAGCAGGAGGCAGUCCAAUGGGGCGAGUCCUCCUUUAACCUGUCAGAGUGGGGCGACUCGCUGUUGGUCGGUGAACAUUUUCUGGAGCGGCAGACUUUGUUGAAACCCACAGAAAGAACUGAAACAGUGCAAGAGACAAGCUACCAUCAAGUGAAGCCACCAAACACUGACAAUGUUCUGUGUGAAGAACAGCAGUCAAAGCCACAAUCUGAACCAUGUGGGAUACAGCCACAGCAUACGACUACAGCUCAAAAUGAGUUUAACAAGGAAAAAGCUAUUAAUAAUCAUGACCAUAGAAAUGAAAUUAAACAGCAUAAUAAUGCACCAAAAAACGUUAAACAAGGUGGGAGACAGGGACUGAUGAAUGAAGACAGUGGAACUGGGAAUCAGGGAGAGAAGAAAAGAACUGAGGAAAAAGACAAGGAAGAAAAAAUGGAUGCUUUAUUAUCAGAUAAUGCAGUUUUUAAACACCCACCUGUCCAAAACGCACCUUUUUAUUGCAGCCCUGGUAUACAAGACAUCUUUGACCGCUGGCCAAGUAUGUCUGACCAGCAAAACAAAACAGGAGGCCUCACAGUCACUCAAACACCCACCACUGCUUCAGUGAUACCUCAGACCUUGACAGAAGCUGGCAGAACAAGGGGAAAGUUAAAGCAGGCUGUUUCUGGUGACAGUGACUCUGAAAAAGGACAAACCUCGAAACAUGACGGUGAGAAUGUAACAGAGCGGCCAGGCUCUGCUGGUGACCUUAUUCCCCCAACUCAGGAAACACCACCUGUCACACCAAGAGUAAAACUAACAACCUCAUCUGUUCAGUCGCCUCUCACUGCUCAACUACGUAACCAGUCAACUCCCUCAAGCCUUUUCCAAGGAAAAUCGGCAAAAUGUCUUAAAUCUCACUCAGGAAACAGUAAUCAUCUGUCAGGAGUUGUUUCUUACAAUAAACAGCUGAAAACUGUCCCUGAACAUCAACACAAAUGUCGUAGACUGGAAUCAAAGAUGCUACCUAAACCUGAUCUGGAGUCUGUACCACCCUCAAGUUUGAAAACCAAACCCUCCCCACAUACCAACCAGAAACUCUCUCCUCCCAGAGACUCCACUUCUCAAGCCUCCCCUGAGCCAAAGCAUCUGUCUGAGACAGAAUCGCCUGAAAUUCAUGAAGGCUUCACUCUUCAGCUCUCUCAGGAUGCAUCGCUGUCUUCUAGCAACUCUGGGAGCUUCUCCAUCAUAGAUGUGGCAAGUGACAGACACCUCUUUGACACUUUCAUUAAAGAGUGGACAACAAAGGAGCGCUACUCUCUGACUUUGGCCUGUGAAAAGAGGGAGCCCAGACAGCAGCCUGACGGGGAAAUAGGAGGAAAACAUAGGCGAGUGUCAGCAGCUCAUCAGAACACUGCUAAUGGUUUCCCAGUAAGGAACAGUGAAGGACUUGUGUUGAUUGGACUGUCUGUCUGCUGGGGAGCAAGAGAUGCAUACUAUAUAUCUCUGCAGCAAGAGCAGAGCAGAGGUCUGAGUUCCAGUCUGGCCCCACCUCCACUGGAUGAUGAUUUGCCAGUAAGUGAGCGGCUGCUGCAGGUGAAAUCUUGUCUCAGCAGACAAUCUGCUGAACAUGAAGUGCGAGUGGUCGUCACAUAUGACAUCAUCCAGGUGUACAAAACGCUAGUUCUGAGCUGUGGCAUCAGUUUGGAGGGAGAUUGUGAAGACCCAAAGGUUGCAUGCUGGCUGUUGGACCCUGGCAGCGAGGAGAGGACUCUACCCAACAUGGUGACUGUCUACUGUCCUGAAGAGUUAGCUCUGCUGGAUGGACUCGGGAAUGCACAAUCAUACUGUCCUCGAGUCAGAGCGGCAACGAAGAGUGUGCUCAUACACGCUGUCAUGAACCAUCUCACUGCCCUGCUGGAGGGAGACGGCACACUAGAUGUAUUCAGGAACAUAGAGAUGCCUUCCCAGGUUUGUUUGGCCCUGUUGGAAUUAAAUGGAGUUGGCUUUAGCACUGAAGAAUGUGAAAGACAAAAACAUGUGAUGCAAGCCAAACUGUCAGCGCUGGAAUCUGAAGCUUACAGCCUCGCUGGACACAGCUUCUCCCUCACUAGUGUUGAUGACGUAGCUCAGGUGUUGUUCUUGGAGCUCCACCUGCCUCCAAAUGGUGAUGUAAAUGCAUCAAAAAGUAAGAAGACUCUGGGCUACACUCGGAGAGGCGGUGGCAGAGUGCGACUGGGCAAGCAGUUCAGCACUACCAAGGAUGUCCUGGAGAAGCUUCGCCCUCUGCAUCCGCUGCCAGGUGUAAUUCUGGAGUGGAGGCGGAUCACUAAUGCCUUGACUAAAGUGGUGUUCCCACUGCAGAGGGAGAAGCAAUGUCACCUGACACUGAAGAUGGACAGGAUAUACCCCAUCGCCCAGACGCACACAGCCACAGGUAGAGUGAGCUUCACUGAGCCCAACAUACAGAAUGUCCCCAAAGACUUUGAGAUCUACAUGCCCACGGUGGUGGGUGAGAGUCAGACUUCACAAGACGGCUGCCACAUGAGCAGCAAAGCGGGAAAGAAGAGACGCUCUGUGGUGCCCUCAGUCACAGCUGAACCUGCAGAACAGGGCCCUGCAUUCUCCGUCAGCAUGAGACAUGCUUUCAUUCCUUUUUCAGGUGGAAUGAUAUUAGCUGCUGAUUACUCCCAGCUGGAGUUGAGAGUUUUAGCUCACCUCUCAAAGGACCAGCGCCUCCUGCAGGUGCUGAAUGGAGGAGCAGAUGUGUUUCGCUGCAUCGCUGCUGAGUGGAAAAGCGUUGACCCAGAAUCUGUGCAAGACAGCCUCAGACAACAGGCAAAACAGAUUUGCUACGGCAUUAUCUAUGGGAUGGGAGCCAAAUCUUUGGGGGAGCAAAUGGGAGUGGAGGAGAAUGAUGCAGCCUGCUACAUCGAGAGUUUCAAAGCCAGAUACAAAGGGAUCAAUGCUUUUCUUAAACAGACUGUUAAGAACUGUAUAAAAGAUGGCUAUGUUCAGACGCUGAUGGGCCGUAGGAGAUAUCUGGCUGGAAUCACCAGCACCAAUGUGCACAUCAAAGCUCAUGCGGAGCGGCAAGCAGUGAACACAACCGUACAGGGUUCAGCAGCUGACAUUGUUAAAUUGGCCACUGCGAACAUCCAGAAACAGCUUCGAAAAUCAUAUCCUGCAGCUCCACUGUCUCACCAGCACACACACUCAGCUCGAAAUAACCGCAGAGCUGGGACGUCUCUACUCAGAGGAGCCUACUUUGUCCUGCAGUUGCAUGAUGAACUCAUCUACGAAACCACAGAAGAAGACCUCAUACAGGUUGCACAGAUAGUCAAGCGGGAGAUGGAGUCAGCAGUGAAACUAUAUGUGAAGCUAAAGGCCAAAGUUAAAGUGGGACCCAGUUGGGGGAACCUGCAGGACCUUGAUAUAUAAAGUGAAUAAUUUAAUAUUUCCAAAUCUAACACAAUGCACUUUUUUUCCUCAGUGUUAUUUAAGAUAUGUAGAUACUAUCAUAUGCACAAACUCAUUUUUUAAAAUCACAAUAAUGAAAUGCAACUUAAAUCCAGUCUAUGGUUUUGCUAUGAGAACUAAAUGAACUACUGAAUGUAUUUAUAAUUCUAUUCUCUAGUGUACAAUAUCAUAAAUGAUGCAUUUUCCCAAUACAUGAUAGCCGAUGGAAUAAAUGUAAAAAAUACUGUCUGCAACAGUCAGGGAGGUUGAGGAUUUUAAAACAGAGACUCAGCAGUUUUAAUUUUGUAGACAUCCUGAAAUCUCACAUUUUAUUGGACCAUGGGUUGAGCUGUCGGUCACAAGAACAUACAUCAUUUUCAUUGUCACUCAUUAACACUGUUUUGUUUUACAUGUAAGUUUACUGCACAAGAAGUCUUGUCAAUAUGGUAGACAUUUGCUGUGCAAAGAAAAAUGUAACCACCUGUGGUUAUGGGCAGAAAAAUAAAAGAAUGCCAAGGAAGCAUUUUGUGUGACUUCAGUUUUGACUGUUUGGCUUCAGUUCAGACGUUUAUUCAAGACAGAUGACAAAUCUUACUUUAUCGUCAGAUGGAUCUCAACAAACUCAAUACAAAGCUUGAUUUUAAUGAUUGAAUUCAACAUUGACAUUAUUGCCAAUAUAAGCCAGCGCAGGCUAUUUCAAGACCCAUUUUACAACCUUCCAUGGGAACUAAAUGGGAGGGUGGUUUAUAUGCCUGGAUUAACAGGUUUAGGAUGACUUGCUCAUUAUUGAUUAACAAUUAACCAGUGCACCAUGACUCAACAGAGCUCAUCAACACAGGCUCAGUUUGACACAAAAAAGGAGUAACAAGUAAAUAAA
This is a messenger RNA of Stegastes partitus (bicolor damselfish), 9427 nucleotides long. RefSeq names its product polymerase (DNA directed), theta (gene polq). The record is from RefSeq and is a predicted model, not a curated record. Bases 1 to 8532 code for a protein of 2843 amino acids. NCBI's taxonomy places the organism in Eukaryota, Metazoa, Chordata, Actinopteri, Pomacentridae. Gene Ontology annotation, molecular function: DNA binding; ATP binding; DNA-directed DNA polymerase activity. Gene Ontology annotation, biological process: double-strand break repair via alternative nonhomologous end joining; DNA-templated DNA replication. The transcript has 35 exons.